Molecule: messenger RNA, 1723 nt
Organism: Sarcophilus harrisii (Tasmanian devil)
Lineage: Eukaryota; Metazoa; Chordata; Mammalia; Dasyuromorphia; Dasyuridae
Exons: 5
Coding region: 464-1255 (263 amino acids)
Source: RefSeq, a predicted model, not a curated record
AGCACCACGGCCGGCCUGGCCAUCCCGAGGGCUCCACCAAGGCCGAGGACUAGUUCUGGAAGGCGUUAUGUGACCGAUGAGCCCUCUGUGAUCCUGCGCAUGGGAGAUUAUUGAGUGGGGGAGCGGCGCCGUCAGACCCAGUGCAAAGAACCAUUCCAGACCAUUAGGAGCCUGUCUGCCAGGGCCAUCUGGGAGGUUCUGAUCCAAUCCAAAAGGCAGCCGGUGCAAGCGUCCCCUCCAAGGUCAGAGGCUAGAGGGGAGGUCAGCACUCAAUAAAUGUCAGUGAAGGUAUUGACAUAACCAAGCCUAUUCCACACUUGGCAAGUGUUCAGGAGAAUAUCGAUGAGCUCCAGCUCACGGCUGUUCUCCCAGACUCCGGGCAGGGGAGGGAACACGGAGAGGGGGAGGCCAGAAGGAGGUCAGAGCCCCAGAGGACGGCUUUGUUGUAUACACGGCAGACACCAUGAGCCAGAGGUUGGGGUCCUGGGCCAGGGGUGCUCCGGGAGUGGCUGAGGGCAAACUGAAGGUCCUAGAAAAGUUCUUCCAGCCUCCGGGGGCCUGGGCACAGGAAUCCUCACAGAGCUCGCCGUCUUCCCUGGGCUCCUCGGGCAGCCCCCCCAAACUGGGCAGGGGACCGCUGAUUGGCGGCCGGGGCCUGGGGGAAAGGCUCCGGUUUUCCGCUUUCCUUGAUGAGGUAACGCAGAGGGUGCUGAGUCCUGCUCAGCUCCGGGCUCUGGGCUGGAAGGGAGCUCUGGACCAACUGGCAUACUCUCCUCCCCAGGAAAGACAGAGGGCAAAGCCCCCGAGCCAGCUGUCUGAGACGCGGACGCCCCCGGAUCUGCCUGAGCCAGCAGGGGGCUCCCUGGGCAUGGGGUCCACAGAAGAGGAUGGGGAUCCCAAGCUCUACCUGUGGCAGGUGUGGGAGGAGCUGAUGACCCUGAAGGAGCAGUUCCUGAGGCUGCAGGAGGACUUGGCCAGCACCCACAAGGCCCACCAAGAGCUGGAGGAGAAACUCCAAAGCCUGGUCUCCAGGUUGGCCUCCAGGCCCCCAGGACCUCCUGUGUUCUUUCUUCUGAACGAGGCUCCCAGCUGCUCCCCGGUCUCCCCCAUGCCCUGGGUGAGCCCAGAGCUGUGGGAGGGGGAGGAUGGGGGGGGUUCUGGGCGCCCCCGAGAGGGAGGGGCUGGUCCCCUGCGAGAAGGCUCCACGCCAGGGCUCUGUGUCUCACCCUCCUUAGUGUCCCCAAUAAAACCUUAGCCGUCCCCACACCCGCCGUGAGCCUGUGUCUGGGCGGGAGGGGGAACAACCCCCUGGAUUCUGGCCCCAGCCCCUCCCAUCCUGCAGAAGUGAUUCUAGGGCAGGGACACUCACUGAGAGAUAAGGCUGAGAUUGAAGAGAUAGGAGCCUGGGAGAGGCUCCCCCCCCCCAGGAGAUAAGGCUCCGUCCUAUCCCAGAAGCCAAAGCUGUGAAUCAUGGAAAAAGAGGGCCCCGGCCCAGCCCUGAGACUCAGGGUUCCCCUCGGCAGGGGGAAGAGUGUAAGCUGGGAGGGCCUGGGGGAAAAGCACUUCCCACAUGGUGCUACUGGGAGCACUGGGAGCUCUGGGGGCCUCGGUUUCCCCAUCUAUAGAACAGUUGCUCCUCCCUCUGAGGUCUUUUCCAGCUCCUGCUCUAUGGCCCUUCACUGCUUUGGUUCAGGGCAGCCAUUUCACUCUGGCCGGGCCUUGG